Molecule: messenger RNA, 5955 nt
Organism: Phalacrocorax carbo (great cormorant)
Lineage: Eukaryota; Metazoa; Chordata; Aves; Suliformes; Phalacrocoracidae
Source: RefSeq, a predicted model, not a curated record
CCGUACCGCCCCCGCGUCGCCAGGGCCACCGGCGCGGUCUCGCGAGGCUGGGGUGGGCCGGGCCGGGCGGCGGGAGGCAUAACAAACAUGGCGGCGCCGGCGGCAGCGGGCGGCGGCUGCGGCGCGGCGCGGGGUGGCGGCGGAGACACCAACAAAUGGAACACAAAUUAACUUAAGCCUACACGAGGCUGGUGAUACCUGAAAGAGGGGAAAGUAGAGAAGCUGUGCUUUGUGCUUUCUAUCUGACGUGUUGGGAGUACAUUUUGGAGUAUGUUUGCUACUUAGCAGGGGACUGAAAUUCAGGCACAAGAGGUUGUAAACAUAAAGGGUGAAUAUGGGUGAAAAGAAGCCAGAACCUUUGGACUUUGUAAAAGAUUUUCAGGAAUAUCUUACACAGCAGACUCACCAUGUGAAUAUGAUUUCUGGAUCAGUUAGUGGCGACAAGGAAGCAGAGACUCUUCAGGGAGCUGGGACAGAAGGUGAUCAGAAUGGUCUGGACCAUCCUUCUGUUGAAGUUUCACUGGAUGAAAACUCAGGAAUGUUAGUGGAUGGGUUUGAAAGGACAUUUGAUGGAAAGUUGAAGUGUCGAUACUGCAACUACGCCAGCAAAGGAACAGCACGGCUCAUAGAGCAUAUCAGAAUUCAUACAGGUGAGAAGCCACACAGAUGCCAUUUAUGUCCCUUUGCAUCAGCUUACGAACGUCAUCUGGAAGCUCACAUGCGAUCGCAUACUGGUGAAAAACCAUACAAAUGUGAAUUGUGUUCCUUUCGCUGCAGUGACAGAAGCAACUUAUCUCACCACCGCAGGCGCAAACAUAAAAUGGUGCCAAUCAAGGGUACAAGGUCUUCCCUAAGCAGCAAGAAAAUGUGGGGGGUUUUGCAGAAGAAGACCAGCAAUUUGGGGUACAGCAGAAGAGCAUUAAUUAAUUUGAGUCCACCUUCCAUGGUGGUUCAGAAACCAGACUACCUUAAUGAUUUCACGCAUGAAAUCCCAAAUAUCCAGACUGAAGCGUAUGAGACCAUGACAAAAACAACCCAGAGCAGUGGGCUGCCAAGAGACCCACAAGACCUCAUGGUAGAUAAUCCUUUAAACCAGCUCUCUACAUUAGCUGGACAGCUAUCUAGCUUGCCACCUGAAAACCAAAAUCCAGCCUCUCCUGACGUCGUUUCCUGUCAAGAUGAAAAGCCUUUCAUGAUACAGCAGCCUGCUGCACCUGCCGUAGUCUCAGCUGUGUCAGCAAAUAUCCCUCAAAGUUCAUCUCCGACCAGCCCAGAUCCUCGCCCUACACACAAUCAAAGGAACUACAGUCCCGUGGCAGGUCCCAGCAGUGAUCGCAGUGCGCACACCAGUACUCCCAGCAUAAGUAACAGUCAGCCAAGUACUCCUGCUCCAACCCUUCCAGUCCAGGAUCCUCAGCUCCUGCAUCACUGCCAACACUGUGACAUGUACUUUGCGGACAAUAUCCUUUAUACUAUUCACAUGGGAUGUCAUGGAUUUGAAAAUCCAUUUCAGUGCAACAUAUGUGGGUGUAAGUGUAAAAAUAAGUAUGACUUUGCUUGCCAUUUUGCAAGAGGCCAACAUAGUCAACAUUGACUGAGAACGUGCUUUCUUUAGUUUUUUAAUGUAUUACAGUAUAUUUUUCAUACUUGCUGAAGGAAAGCUUGCACAUUCCCGUAAGGAUUCUUCACGUUAAUCAGUUCGACAAAGGAGGCAAAUUCAUUUUUAUGUUGUCGUAAAACUUGCCAGGGAAAUUUUAUAUAAGAUGUGGUCGAUAUUAUAUAUGUAGCCUUUCAAAAAAGCUGAGAGUGCUAUAAGAAUUGGAAUGCAUUUACAUGUUUUGGUUGCUAAAUUUAAGUUGCUUGCACUUAAUCCCAAUAAACAUGCUACAAAUGUAGGCGCAGAGCGUAUGUCCAGAAACACAGGGUGCAAUUAUGGUACUAUUUACUAGACAAGACAGAAUGUAUUAACCAUAAAAUAUGAAAGGUUAAUGCAAUGACACCUAUGUUACUUUGGAAACAUACCUAUCCUUAAAAACUUUGCUACUGCUCCAAACUGGAAAAACCAACAGAAGCAACUUUCACAUACAAAAUCAGUUUGAUGUAAAACUUGCUUUAAUCUGUUUUAAUAAUAAUAUUUUGCUUCGUAUAGCCUAUACUCUUCAUGCUCAGGCUCAAACACUAAUUUAUUAUUUUUAAAACUCAUCACAAAACUAGAAGAUAACAGGUUAUUGUGAAUGAACCUCCAGUAGAAAAGGGAAAGAGUUAAAAGCUUGUCAUUCACUAGUUACACAAAGGAAAAAUUAAACAUGACACCUUAUUUUAAACUACACUUACUGAAAUUUUACGUCGUUCUUUUAAAAAGGAUAUAAUUUUUAAACAGUCAUGAAAAAAGCUUGUAGAACUAAUAUAUAUUCCAUGAGAUUUUUAACUGCCUUAAACUAAUUUGUACAGAUGUUUAAAAUUUGCACAAUUAGACUUCUGUCCUGCUGAUGGGAGUUCUAAUAGAAAGAAGAGGUUUACAAAUUAAAAAUACUUUGUUCAGUUUUAUCUUGGGCCAAGCUACAGCUGAUAGGUUGCUUGUAUGUUUGAGAGUUGUAUAAUCUAGUUUAUUGUAAACUAGAUUACCACAGCUAACUUGGAAGUCAGUUGCUUGUGUCCCCUCCCCCGGAUAUGUUGUCCUUUUGCUGUGCUGGAAAUUCGGGGAAGGGAUUCUGGGUUUUCCGCACUCUUUGCAUGGUAGGCAAGGGAAUGCUGGCUGACAGCAUUUGAAGUCAUUGUGACUAAUAUCAGAGGUGGCAAAUGGUAACUAAAGAUGGACCCGAAGUCCACUGCACGUGUUUGGGUUUUCUUAUACUGUACAUCUUACUUUAGAAGCACCUAGGCUAACAGACAGGCACUUUAAUAGGAACCUAAAUAAACCAUCCCAGCAAAAUGAAUAAAAGCUCUUAAUGUGUUACACAGGAAUUUGUAAUGUUUAAAAAAAGUGAAGAAUUGUUACUUUUCCCAUUCUUAGACAUGCACUUUUACCUUAGUUUAUUUUACUUGAGACAAAUUAAAGCUUCCCUUAUCUAUUCCCCCUUUACUAUCAGAAAAAUAUGGUAGCAAAUAUGUUUUGUUAAAAGCAGGGGGAUUUUACUAAUGUUCUGCAAGUCAGAGGCUGGAAUCUGCAUAGCAAAUGUGUGGCUUAUUCAAAUUUAUAUUGUUACAGGAGCUAAAGCUUUCUGAAGCCAGUGGAAAAACUUACAAUGACCUCAGUGUAAGACCAAUGCAGGAAAAACCACCCUUAUGAGAAUUUUAGCUUUAGAAGUAAUUUUGACUUUAACAAAUUAGAAGUCUGGGAGCUGAAUAGCUUUCUCUCUACCUAACUUACCUGCUGUUGAAUUUUCCAUCCUUAAGUAACCAGCUGAAGGAACUGGAUUCUCGGCUGCAUAUAGACUUGUGGUAGAGAGGUCAAAACUAUGCAUACGUAUGUAAUAUGCACAGAAUGAUGCACAUUUCAUGUGUAUGAAAAUAAUUCAAUACAUUGAAGUAUUUCCAAUGUAGAGAAGAUGAAGGAUAACACACUAUCGCUCCUAAAAACAGUUUUGGUUUCAGGCCUGGUUCAAAAUCUGUUUCAGCGGAUUUGUAAAACAGAAUGCAAUUUCCAUUUUUCUUAAUGACACUCUUCAUAAUUCCAGAAUAUCUCUUGGCUUUAUACUUUGAAAAUUUAUUUUAUAGCAGAACUGCAACUCUGUGUAUUAUGCAUAAACAUCCAGAGUCCUUUAUUUUAAGGACUAAAAGUCGGCUGAACUGGAAUCCCGUUGGAAGUUACUGCUCCUGUACAGAUUGUGUAAUGUGAUGCUUCCAGUCAAAGAAUAAUGCAGAGAUGGUGGCUCUCUUUUGGUCAUAUAUGGACACGUUCUGAAAUCUAAAUUUGGCUAAAAUACGACAUUAGAACUACAGAGCAUUACAAAUAGUAGUUCACAGAGGUAAUUUUCCUUGCCUUUUGAUAGGCGAUGUAAACUUUUGUUGCGAGGCUCUAGCAAUGCCAAGGAAACUUCUGAACUGGUGGUGCUCCAAGGAGCACCUCCCAAAACUGAGUGAUGCCCAUUAAAAUCACCAAGUUCGCCUUGGUUUGCUGCUCGUCUUGGCAUCGGCAGGGAGAUUAACUCCAGUGUGCACAGAUGUUUGAGAUUUCAUCCUUUCAUUCCAAUUACACGGUUUCUGAUCCAUUGGCAGUGCCUCAAAACAUUAUAGACUUUUCUUUUUAUGUUGGCUCAUGAUUUGGCGAGUUAUAAAAAUGACUUCUGAACCAUGAUGCCCCUGAACGACAUUUUAGGUAGAAGAAGUUAGGGCAGUAAUAGAGGUAGCUGGUAGCAAGAGGAGGGCUGUGUGAUCUUGCUGAAAAGGGGCCCUCACUUAGGAGGUGAUCCUCUGUUGCGGGAGAAUGUAUGUUCUUAAUAUUAGAACUCAGUAUGAAAAAAAAUCUAACCCCAACCUCGCAAAUUGUUGUUUAGAAGUAUUUUAAAACUGCUGACUUAAUAUCGUUGUUCCUGCUUCAGAGUACCCAAGGAGAAGAAAGUUAGCUUCAACAACUGUUAAAAAACAGUUGAUAAAACUGUUUUUCCUUCUCUCCCUGGUCUAGCUCCUGUUUGCGGAGGGGAUUCUUGGGCAGCAGCAGGUUUUAGGCAUUCGUUCUUUGAUUCCACGGCCAGAUCUGCGGUUGCUGACUGACCUGCUGACUACCCAGCCCUUCGCACAGGGUCCCCCGCUGGACUAGGGGUUCUUAAUUUUUAAACCUAACACAGUGUCUCAGUUGUGCCCUGACUGUAACCACUUCCUUCUGUCUACUGAGUCACUCUGGAAGGUGUAUUUCCACAUCAGUUUUUCCUAUUUUUUAUGUACGAUUUGCUCUAAUUUAAAGACCAGGAUUACUACUGGAAAAUUGUUGUAGAGUGUGAUCCUGACGAUUCCCUUGCACAAGCAGGCCUCGCUCGGAGGCAGUGAGGGAUGCUCGUUGGGAAUUGCGGGAUCGAGCCCGCCCUUGGGACUUUUCAUACUGAAUUCUGUGUGCUAUGCUGCACUAACUUGGUUUUUUUAGAAAAAACAAAUCCUUAGAAGGUGGUGAUCAGCAUUUUAACUUGUAUUAAGAGGGAGGUUUGGGAAUGAGCUGAAAUUUUUCCAUAGCUUGAUUCUGUUAAGUUCUGUAGUUGCAAAACAUUAACUUUGUGGGGUUUUUGUUUUUAUUGUAAUAGAUUAUUUUAUAGAUUUGUUGAUACUCUUAACAUGCACUAUUUAUAGUACUCUUAACACGGACUUAUUAUUUUGAGACUCGCUAUUCCAAUGAACAUGCAAAUAUUAGACCGAAGAUCCUGGUAGAUUAUCUCAGUUAAUACUUAAACCAACCGUGAAGCAGCUAAUAGGGAAAACUGGUUGUUUUUUCACAGAUACAAUGUUUAGAUGAAGAGGAUUUCGACAUAAAAUGUUGAUUGGCAUUUUAACAUAAAACUCAGUGCUGGAAGACACGUUCCAACAGUGUUUCCUGCAAACUGAUCUUUUGCUAAUUGUCUUCUUCCAGAAUGUUUGGGGUUGGGGGGGUGUUUGCUUUUUGUUUCUUUUGACGAAGGGAAUGUAAUUUAGAAGUCUUCACUGGCAAGUUUUCUAUUAAUUUUAAGCUUUUUUGAAAAUCUACAGCAAAUUGAUGUUUUGCUGCAGGAAAUCUUUUCCCUGCUGAUGCUUUUUUCAUUGAGCAAACUUUGCGUACGUGCUUCUAAGUACCUGCUUUGUUAAUAAUAUGUAUUUCAGUGUAAAGAGCAUAUUUUGUAUGCAAAAAUGAAACCUGUUAGAGUUGUAAAAUAAAUUUUGUGUAGUGAAUGUUUUCAGAUGACAAGGUUAACUCUGAAAUAACUAUAUCUAGCGUAGUUCAUGUUGUGAAGCUUUGCUUUUGUAAGAUAUGAAUAAAAUAACACUUUCUAA